Talaromyces rugulosus is the source of this 1758-nucleotide messenger RNA. RefSeq lists its product as uncharacterized. The record is from RefSeq and is a predicted model, not a curated record. The coding region runs from base 1 to 1758 and encodes 585 amino acids. Gene Ontology annotation, molecular function: N,N-dimethylaniline monooxygenase activity; flavin adenine dinucleotide binding; NADP binding. NCBI's taxonomy places the organism in Eukaryota, Fungi, Ascomycota, Eurotiomycetes, Eurotiales, Trichocomaceae. The transcript is spliced from 5 exons.
AUGUCUCUCACAAAUGGUGUCCAACAAAAUGGUUUGCACCAGGAUGGAAGCUCCGCUUACAAGAUUGCCGAUAGCCCUCUAGGAACCAGGCGCCCACUUCGAGUAGUUUGCAUCGGGGCCGGUUUUUCAGGUCUCCUAAUGGCUAUAGUAUUUGAAGAGAAGAUGCGAAAUCAAAACAUCACAUUCCAAAUCUAUGAGUCAAACAAUGAUCUAGGUGGAACAUGGCUUGUGAACAGAUACCCCGGAUGUCAAUGCGAUAUUCCAGCCCAUAAUUAUGCGUAUUCAUUCGAAGCUAACCCGAAUUGGCCAAAUUACUACGCCUCCUCUGAGCAGAUUUUCGACUACUUGAAAGGUGUUGCAAACAAGUACAAUUGUGGCACGUAUAUCAAAUAUCAGAGCACAGUCAAGAGCGCGAAUUGGAAUGAAGCCUCUGGAAAAUGGGAGCUCAAGGUUCAUGACUUGGAAAGAGACACUGAGUUUACCGACUCGCCAGAUAUUCUGAUCAAUGCUGGGGGCUUAUUGAAUAAUUGGAAGUGGCCUGAGAUUGCUGGUAUUGAGACUUUCCAAGGGAAAUUAAUGCACUCUGCCCACUGGGACCAAGAAUAUGAUUUCAAUGAUAAGAAGGUAGCAGUGAUAGGCAUCGGAUCAUCAGCCAUUCAAAUUCUACCACAGCUGGCCACUAAAGCAAAAAAUGUCACGUCUUUCGUGCGAUCCAAGACGUGGAUAUCCCCGGAAGGAAUUGUCGAGCCGGAGAAAGGCGACCCAAAAAUGGACAAAAACCAAUAUUAUGAUGCGGAGGAGCUGAAGCGCUUCAAAGAAGACCCCAAAUACUUGCAGGAACAUCGUCGCAUUCUUGCGGACCGAAGAAUCAGGAACUUCAAGUCAUCUAUGGCAGGUUCAGAAGCACAGAGAAAUGCAGAUGCCUUCUAUAGAAAAACAAUGAUUGAACGGCUUGGGGACACGGAAAAAGGCAAGGAUAUUGCGAACUGGCUGCUUCCGGACUUCCCAGUUGGCUGUCGACGAGUAACGCCUGGACCUGGAUUUCUCGAGUCCCUCGUUCGGGACAAUGUGAACACACUGUGGGACAAUAUCCACAGCAUUACGGAGACUGGAAUUAAAACAAAAGACGGUAGAGAUAUCGAAUUCGACGUCAUUUGCUGUGCUACUGGUUUCGACACCACCUUCAGGCCACGAUUUCCUGUCGUCGGCUUGAAUGGUAUCGAGCUGGCUAAGAAGUGGGCUGAGAAUGAACCAGAAUGCUACUUUGGCACCACAAUUCCUGAUUUCCCCAAUUACUUUACUUUCAUUGGACCCAACUCUCCAAUCUCCAAUGGUUCCCUUGUCCAAGCCAUCCAAAUGACUGGUGUCUACAUUUCCCAGUGCAUCGAAAAGAUCCAAACCCAAGGAAUCAAGUCCUUUGCCGUGAAUGCCAAGGUGACCUCGGAAUACAACGAGCAUACCCAAGAAUACCUCAAGGGAACUGUGUGGACCGCACCCUGCAGCAGCUGGUAUAAGCGCGGGACCAAGGAUGGGCGCGUCGUAGCCAUCUACGCAGGAUCUACAUACCACUUCAUCGAAUCACUACGAAAACCCCGCUGGGAGGAUUACGAUAUUGAAUAUUUUAGUAAGAACCGCUUUGCUUUCCUUGGUAAUGGCUUUACACAGCGGGAGGCUAGAGACGAGACCGUGGCAGAUACACAGACGUUGGAUUUCGACGAAUAUUGGAAUCUCAUGGUACUACCCGAUAUAUACGGUUAG